UAAUAAUAGUCUAAAUUCUCACAUUUUAUCAUAAUAUUGAAUUACUUGCCUUGUUGUUGUUACAUCACUUAUGAAUGCACUUCCACUUACUUUAGAGACCAAAGAAGGAGGAGGGGAAAGUAGCACCAACAAUGCAACAUUAUUUGCUUCACUGAUAUCACAAACAGCCACUGACAUUGAGACACUCAUUGAGUCACUCCCUGAUCAGGAAUACACUCCAGAGAAGCAGGAAGAAACUUUGAAGAACCUUGUUGCUGAGAAUCAAGUUUCUGGAGAAAAAUUAAGACAAGUCAUCAAUGAAGCCGAGUCAAUGUUGAAACAAGUCAGACUUAUCAAUAAGACUAUUAGUGAUCAUCAACAUAAACUUACAAAUUAAUUAUGUUUUAUUUUUAAUCACUAUUAGACAUAUACUUUGAUAUAAUUGUCAAUAAUGCAUAAUGCAUUAAAGUAGUGCUUUUCAGGUAUUAUUAUUGAAUAGAUAGCAAGUUAUUCCAUAUCAAAUUUCAUGUGAACUGUCUACAUUAUGUGAACUCAAUUCCUUGUAUUGCUAGCUGCAGCUAUGAAGUUCAAUCCCAAAUGAAUUGACCUGCAAUAGCCUUUACCGUGGGACUUGUCUCUAAGAGCAUGCUUACAGUUCAAUAAAGCAUUUUAAUUGAGGUAAAAGUUUAUGAAUGAGUAUCCAUUUCACUUCCUUUACUUCCUUGAAUCAUGUACCCUUGAAUCUCAUUAAAGUCAAAGCUACACUAUAAAAAAACUUCUCAAGAUCAACAAUUUGAGUGCACCAAAUCACUUACUCUUUAAGGAUGUCUCCAAUCUUCUUGUUGUCUUUGCUACUCAUUGCUAUUGCUUGCAGUGAUGGUGCUACCACUGCAAAGAAAAGAAGUGCAUCAGAUGUCACUAAAUGGCUGGAAAAGAUCGAUAGCAGAUUGCACAGUGAAGGACUAAUGGCUUAUCAGAAUUAUUCUGUGUGCACAAACCAACUCAACAACAUCCUCCCUUUGUAUUGUAACAUAUCAGAGCUUUCUGGUAGAAUAUCUUCACUGCUUGCAUCAUCUUUGUCAAAUGCACAGCUUGAUCAACUCAAUGCUGCCUACUCUCAACUCUGUGUCCCUGAAUGCCUUAAUCCUAUUGAAGGGUACUACAAUUGUCUAAAACUUCAAUUUGAUCACAAAAACUAUCUUGUCACAUUACUUCGUCAAGGUAUCUGUGGACAAGAGCAAGAGAGUGGAGAAUACUGUGGGGUGAUAUACAUUCGUCAAUAUAGAAAUGGUGACCAAGUAGCUGAUUAUUGCACCAAUACAACUAGUGGAAUAGUUUGCAGAGGUGCUUCAUCCAAGUGUCUUGAUCGCGUCAAUAGAUUUAGUAACGAGAUGGGUUGCUGUACACAGCCAUAUCUUGGAUCUGGUGUUACUUCAUGCAGUGGUGUUAAUGUUAGUGAACCUUGUAUUGGAGUAUCCAGUGCCACUGGCCUAGUAGCUCCUGCCAUUGUGAUGCUCUUUGCAUUUGCUAGUUUCUUUGCUUGAAGUUUUGAACACAUUUUAUUAAGCUGAACUCUAACAUUAUAUAGUUUGAUGAGGUAAUUAUAUAGCAUUGAUUUCUAUUCUUUAUACUGAAGUUUUUUAGU
Messenger RNA from Amphimedon queenslandica, 1624 nucleotides. RefSeq names its product mediator of RNA polymerase II transcription subunit 21-like. Gene Ontology annotation, molecular function: transcription coregulator activity. Bases 804 to 1523 code for a protein of 239 amino acids. Gene Ontology annotation, cellular component: mediator complex. The transcript has 4 exons. Gene Ontology annotation, biological process: regulation of transcription by RNA polymerase II. NCBI's taxonomy places the organism in Eukaryota, Metazoa, Porifera, Demospongiae, Haplosclerida, Niphatidae. The record is from RefSeq and is a predicted model, not a curated record.